This is a messenger RNA of Quercus lobata, 1592 nucleotides long. RefSeq lists its product as uncharacterized. The coding region runs from base 614 to 1309 and encodes 231 amino acids. The record is from RefSeq and is a predicted model, not a curated record. Gene Ontology annotation, molecular function: pyridoxal phosphate binding; L-alanine:2-oxoglutarate transaminase activity. The transcript is spliced from 8 exons. Gene Ontology annotation, biological process: biosynthetic process. Lineage: Eukaryota; Viridiplantae; Streptophyta; Magnoliopsida; Fagales; Fagaceae.
UAUCUCAAAAUAUCCAACCCUUGAAAUAAAAGUCCAAAAUUAAAAUACAAAAGGAAAGCUCAUUUUUGUUCUCGCCCCACAAUCAGAAAAUUCUCUCAAAAUCGGAGCUAUCUCAGAAAAUUCUCUCAAAAUCGAUUUGAGCUCAUCUCAGAAAACUCAAAGAUCGGAGCUCAUCUCAUCUCCGACGGGUUGAUUUGCGGUGGUCAGAUAUCUCAUCUUCGACGACGAGCGAGCGGUUGAUAGACUGAGCACUCUUCGCCACCCGAUUUUCCGAUUACAGGAAAUUUGGAGUAUACACAAAGGCUUUUGUAGCUGGACUUCCAAAAAUCAUUAACAAUGUCAUAUCUAGCUCAUCUCCUAGUGUAAUCUAUGAUUAAAUCACAAAACAAUCUUCAUUUGUUUGUCACACAUGAUUCAGAUCAUAGACAAAGCCUUUUAGAUUUUAAUCAUUUUGCCAAAAGAUUAACUUAUACAAUAUGGAUAGAUUAUUUAUGGUAGGUAAUGAAGAUCAAUCUCAAAGAGAAAAUCCCAUCAGGAAGGUCAAGGAUUUAGCUGAGGAACAAAAUGAGCAUAACCUCUACGCAUUUACUCCCAAAGGAAAGUGAGGAAGAUAAUGCCUCUCAAAAUAUCAUAUUUGCUCGUGAUGGUUUUCUUAGCUGAUCCAAAUGAUAUCUUCUUGACAGAUGGAGCAAGCCCAGCUGCUCCUUACUAUCUCAAUGAAGCAACAGGAUGGGGAUUGGAAGUCUCUUCACUUAAGAAGCAAUUUGGGGCUGCCAAGUCCCAAGGCAUCAUAGUUGGGGCUUUAAAUGUUAUAAAUCCCAGAAACCCUACAGGCCAGGUUCCUGGUGAGGAGAACCAGCGUGACAUUGCGGAAUUCUGCAGGAAAGGUCUUGUGCUACUGGCAAAUGAGAUCAACAAGAUUAUUCUGGUGCUCAUACAUAUGAAAGGAUUGAUGUGGAGGGAUCUUUCCAUACUGAAUUGUUCAAGCUUUCCAAACAGUACAAAACAACUUGAUGGGAAUCUUCCAUCUAAACUUGAGGAGUUCCUGAACAACAAUCAAGGGGUUGAAAUGGUAGUAAAGUUGGGUAGAGAGAAUACUAAUUGUCAAGUGAUUCUGUUACAAAAGAUCAGGGGCCCUAUCCUUCAGCUAAAACCCAAGAAACAACAGUGGUUUCCAAAUGCACUUGGGGCUUUUAUGUAUCCAAUUUAUGGCCAUGGGGAACUACCACAGGCUUUUUGCCGUCGUGCUGCUGUCAAAGGUUGCAUUCAUGUAAGUUCUAGUCAAGGGAUUCACAGUUUAGUUUUCUAAGAGCAUCAUCAUUUGAUAAUUCCUUACCAAGUUUACAUCCUGCUGAAUACUUGUUAAUGUCUUGUGCGUUUUGUUUAUGAGGAAAUAGGUAUGUGCAUGUUCAUACUUGUCUAAUCUUAUUUCAAAUAUCCUCCCCUUCUUUCAUUAAUUUUACUUUUGGGUGGGGGAGAAUCAGUAUCAAAAUAAUUCAACUUAAAUGAAGUUUAGCUCCAAACUUUUUUCCAAUUCAUUUAGUGAUGAUUAAUUGAUUAUGACUAUUUAUGUAUGUUAUUUAACCCAUUAA